Molecule: messenger RNA, 801 nt
Organism: Pocillopora damicornis (cauliflower coral)
Lineage: Eukaryota; Metazoa; Cnidaria; Anthozoa; Scleractinia; Pocilloporidae
Source: RefSeq, a predicted model, not a curated record
AUGGGACCAAAAUGCGACAAGCCUUUAGGACUGAAAAAUGGCCGCAUUCGUGCAAACCAACUUACUGCUUCUUCCAGCUGGGACAAGAACCACGCACCCAACAACGGCAGGCUUCAUUUCCGCCGCGUUGGUCAUCGAAUGGGGGCCUGGUGCGCGCGACAUAACAACCGUCUCCAGUGGUUUCAGGUUUUCUUUGGUCGCCCCACUCGGGUGGUGAAGAUUGCCACACAAGGACGACAGGAUGCCCGUCAAUGGGUGACUCAGUACUAUUUGUCAUACAGUCAGGAUGGAAUACACUAUGCAGAAUUUAAGAAGAACAGCAAUCGAAAGUAUUUUACGGGGAACAGGGAUCAGAACAGUAUUGUCCAUCACGGUCUCUACCCUAAUAUCAAAGCUUACAUAAUCAGAGUUCACCCAUGGGGAUGGUACAGACAUAUCUCCAUGAGAGUGGAAUUCUAUGGAUGCACAGAAGAUCGUUGUGCUAUGCCACUUGGUUUAGAAGACAAACGCGUGCCAAAUGGUCAUCUCACAGCUUCUACUUACUACAAUCAUCAUUUGUCUCCUUGGCACGGCAGACUAAACAGCCGCUGGUCAUGGAGUGUGCGAACGAGACGGGUUGGGGAAUGGUUUCAAGUGAAUUUUGUAGAGCUGAUGCGCAUAAAAGGCGUGGCCACCCAGGGAAGACAGGAUGCCGCUCAGUGGGUGAGAGCAUAUUCAGUCCGUUACAGCCCAGAUGGAAUGAAUUUUAUACCCUACAAGGAGAACCGUGGUGUCAAGGGUAAUACUCCAAGUAGGAAAUAA